ACCUGCUGGAGGAAGAUAGAUUUCCCACCGAGUUGGGCCUCUCUUCCUCUUCCUCUCUGGUACAACCCACUGAGCAACCACUGGCCGAUUCUGUUGCCAAACGUUUCUUAAACAGAAGUAAACGAAUUUGUCCAAUAGAAAACUCUCUUUUUAGUUACAAAACGAAAUUAUUUUGACUAAUGAUUCCACCUCAGGGAGCAAGCUGUUCAGUGCUAAGGAAUGUGUAACGUUAGCGUCUUUCACAUUUAUCAAGAGCUGGAUUUUGAAAUAACCAUGUCACGUUUGCUAACGUUACAUUGAAGAAUACUUUGAUUGCCGGUGAUGGUAACCUGAGACAACAUGAGAGAAGAAACGGCUGAUCAAGCUAACGUUAUUGUCUGCCCUUGAGAGAUUUGCGGGAAUCGUUUUAGUAGAAAAAUCUGGUCCUAACGAACUUGAAAUAUGCAAGCCUAGCCACCUGGCAAUAACGUUACAUCUUCCAGAUGGGGUGUAGUGCUACUUCUGUGUACCACAGUAAUGCAGUGCUACUUUGACAAUUUGGAUUGAUAGCUUAGGCCUACUUGUGUUGAUUAGAUCAUCAUCCAAUAUUACACAAUUUCCAUCAUUUUGGGGGUUCUGUCAAACAUUACUGUAUUUCACACAUUUCUGACUGAGGGUUAGUAAAAUCAGCUUCCUGUCGAGAUGUUUUCAGCUCUGAAGAAGCUAGUUGGUUCUGAACCAGGCCAGCCGAGGGACAAGAACAUCCCCGCUGGUAUGCAGUCCAUGAAUCAUAGUUUACAGAGACGCUUUGCCAAAGGAGUACAGUACAACAUGAAAAUAGUUAUCCGUGGAGACAGAAAUACUGGAAAGAGCACUCUAUGGCAUCGACUGCAAGGAAAGAAAUUCACGGAUGACUACGUCCCCACUCAAGAGAUCCAGGCAACCAGCAUCCAUUGGAACUACAAAACCACUGAUGACGUGGUCAAGGUGGAGGUGUGGGACGUGGUGGAUAAAGGCCAAAAAUACCCUCUCCCUGAGGGUGUAGGCCGAGGUAAAAAACGAGGGGACACUUUGAAAGUGGAGAAUGAACCCCAAGAGUCUGACGAGGUGGCCUUGGAUGCAGAGUUCCUUGACGUUUACAAGAACUGCAACGGUGUGAUCAUGAUGUUUGACAUCACCAAGCAAUGGACGUUCAACUACAUCCUGAGAGAACUACCCAAAGUACCCACUCAUGUUCCUGUGUGUGUCCUAGGCAACCACAGGGACAUGGGUGACCACCGUGUCAUCCUACCUGAUGACAUCCGCCAGGUUAUUGCUAAUCUCAAUAGACCCAUGGGUUCCUCCUAUAUUCACUACGCUGAAGCCUCUAUGAAGAAUGGAUUUGGCUUGAAAUAUUUACACCGAUUUUUCAACAUCCCUUUCCUGCAACUGCAGAGGGAGACUCUGUUGCGGCAGCUCGAGACCAACCAGUUAGACAUGGACGCCACUCUGGAGGAGCUCUGCGUGCAGCAGGAGACUGAGGAUCAAAACUAUGAAAUUUUCUUGGAGAAUACGGAGACCCGCAAUAAAGGCUAUGGUUCACCUUGUCCAGCCAACGGUCAGAGCCCUUGCUCGGGCUCCCAAUCCCCCAUCGUCCCUCCAAGUGGGGCCUCCACUGGCAGCUCUAGCCCUGGGACCCCUCAGCAGCCACCCAUCGCUGCCCAGGUUCCUAACCUCCAGUCUCUCUCACCUUCUCCCUCUCCUCCACCUCCUGCCUUGCCAGCCGGGAUGGUUUCCCCCACCACUGAGCCUCAGUCCCCCACUCUGACGCAGGCUCGGAGUCCUGAUCAUCUUGGACCGUCACCAUCCCCCCCUGCCCAGGCACCGCCUCCUCAGAAACGUGGCCUCAUCUCACGUCUCUUUGGCUCCGCCCCUGCCCCAGAAGUCCCUGCAGUCAUGCCAGAGCCAGAGCCUUCCCCUGUGUGUCCUGCUAAAGUUCCGAGUGUGGAUGACUUUGUGCCAGACGAGGGUCUGGAUAAAAGUUUCCUGGAGGACAGCCUCCCCUCUAAAGUCAAGGUCCCCCAGCCAGCACCUGCACUGGACAGUGACAGUGAGGGAGAAGACAGAGGGAACCCUAUGGUGGCGGGUUAUCAGGAUGAACUAGACCCAGAUGACAAAGAGCUGCCCCAGCCCAGCACCCUGGGCCUUCUCACCAGUAAAGACUUCACCAUGUCCAGCGAUGAGGAGGAAGCACCACCAGCAGCACCCGCUGCCGUGCAGGAUGACCACCUUGACCGUGAAUCAGAGCUGAAAAAACUGGGCACUGAGUCCAUAAUGCCCCAUGCCAUGGAGCCUCAAGCUCCGGAGCCUUUGACUCCUGCUUCCCAGCUCCUGGAGAACACUGUCCUCUUGGAGGCAGAGCCAAUCUCCCUCACCAUGAUCCCUGCAGUAGCCCUGGAGCAGCCAGGCCCCCAGCCAGGCCCACCCAGAGCAAAGAAGGGGGGAAGCCCUGGGGUGGAGGGUUCAGACUCUGACCCAGAGGCCCCUGUUGCUGAACAGAUGCUUUCCUUCAUCAUGGAUGAUCCUGAUUUUGAGUCUGAGCAGGAGGUGGUCAUCCAGAAGAUAACUAAGGAGGUUUUCCCAGUCAGGGAUGAAGUACUGUCUGAUCUGGAGCUGUCAGAUGAUGACAUCCUUCCAGCCGUUCUGAUCCCUGAACCUCUGAAGGCCACGCCAGUUCUGAAGCCCUCCUUUAAGAGCAAGAAUGAGACAGACCUGUUUGGCUUGGACUUCACUGAGGAGGCCCCCAGAGCCAAGGACAGCAGUGAGGACCUAGAAGAGAAGGAAAGCAAACACUCCUCAAAGGAAAAGAAGAAAAAGAAGAAGAAAAACAAAGAGGAGGAGGAGAAGAGCAGCAAGAAGAAGCAUAGAAAGGACAAGAAAAAAGAGAAAGAUGAGACAGGAACAGGAGAUGACAAAGAGAAGAAAAAGAAGAAAUCUCGGACCAAGAAAACCGGGGAUGUGGAUGACUUGGAGGAUUUCUUGGCCGGAGGGGAGGGGUCAGAAAAUCGAGAGGGUGGAGACUAUGAAGAACUCUAGAACCCAAGUACUCCUUUUUUGGAACUUGACUCUGAAGAGCUGCAGAACCCAACUUGUCAUUUGAAACCUUUUGGUUCCUAGAACCAGAUUCAUUUGUGCACAAGCAGCAUCGCAAGCCAUAACCAUUGUCAUGCUCACCCAUUCCCAGGUAAAAACCUAGACUCUGGUGGCUGUGUGUUGCAUUGAUAUUAUUUCCCAUGAGCACUACUGAUGACAUCACCCUCUUGACCUUUGGAUGAGAUGAGAAACAGGAAGGAGACUUACACCCACUAUAUGAUCACUACUGGGUAAGAUCAAGGAGCCACUAAGGAAAGAUUUUACUUUUUUAUUUUCUGAACAUUUAACCUAACAUUUGUAUUUGCUUACGGUUUUUCCUUUUAACUUUUUAAAAGAUGCCAACCUAAAGUGAACCACUCCAAAAGGGCUAGGCAGGGCUAACAUGUUUUUGUCUGAAUGUCCUCUAUUUCCUAUAAGAAUUGCUUGACUGAUUGGCAGUGUAGAUAUUACAUCGUGGAGCCUUUUCAAGGUAGAUGGUCAUAUUUCACAUAUUGAAGAUUGCCCUCUUAUUUUGAUCCACUGGUUGUGUUUCUCUGACUCAGUGAUGUAAUGGUUGUUGGAAGUUGUGCUGCUUUAAUCUAGCCUAAAGAACUGCUAUCUCUGUUUAUAUGAUAAUGCACUCCCCCAAAAUGGAACAGGUUCCCCAAUGUACCAUUUUACAGCUAAACUGACCGUAGUUUUAUUUUGUCUACAUCCCAAAAGACACCAUGCACCCUUUUCCCUAUAUAGGGUGGUAUUUUUCACUAGGGCCCAUAGGGCUCUGAUCAAAAGUAAUGCACUAUAUAGGGAAUAGGGUGCCAUUUAGGAUGCAGACUUCGUGCCUCAGUACACAUUUUCAGUGUGUUUUCCUUAUUUGCCUUAAAAGGAAGUUGCAUACAAACACCAACCAUGUGUUAAGUGCUCUUACUGUAAGUCAAUUGAACUGCAUCCGAACUGACAGGAAGUAGCAUCAGACAGAUGUCCGGUGCCUUCGAUAGGUGAACUGUAACUGUAUUCUACUCCAACGUAUCAUAUGUGUACUUUGAAUUAGAGCCAGUACCACAACCUCGGCAGCCCAACACACAAUAUAUGGAAAUGUUUGCUUUUAUUCAGAGCUGCUGCUUGGACCUUGGAUUGGAAUCAUGUUUUAUAUUGUAAAGACAAUAACAAUUUAUGAAUAAUUGAAGUAAUAAACUGCUUACACAAAUAAGGCAAAACAAACAAUUAAUUGUUACUUCAUAAAUGUUCUGCAUUUCAAAACUCCUAUUAUUUUAACUAAGCAUUACUGUCUCGUUUUGAAGUUCAUUUGAAAUAUUAUUUUUUGCAAUGGCUGUUUUUCUUGGAGAUAUUUCAAAGGCAGCCUACUAACAUUGAAUGCAGCUUUUUAUCGCCUGAAACAUGUCGACAACAGUAGUGCUUCAUUAAUACUACUCUCAAAGUUAUUUACCUUCACCAAUUUUUUAUUAUGAGGAAAUACAAAGGGGAUUGUUUCAUACUAAGAUUACAACCAGGUCAUAUGUAUGUCACCUGGUUUGUCUGAAAUACAAAGGGUUCUAUUGGCUACUCCAAAUGUGUAGAUCUCCCAUGUGUUAGUGUGCUACAUCAGGUUGAAUAGUUGCAUCACAAAAAGUAACGAGUAAUUCCAAUCUGUUUACCUUGCGAAGACCACCAUGCUAUUCUGUAAUGACAGACACCCAUCAAUUUAAUUAAGAGCAGCAUGCAUUCAUAUGCAUAUCAGACAAGGAAAUAAAUGCAAGUGUUAUUCAGGAAUGACAUACAUUUUAUUUCCACAAUGUUACAAUGUAUGUUUUUUAAACUUUUAGAUGUUAAUUUUGUCAGUUUACAGUGCACUCUUACUGGUCUGAUAUCAAAAUGAAAUGUAAAAUGUAUGUUUUAAAAUCUGAAACAAUGCAUUGAUCUUGAAUACUGUGUGAUCUUCUUCCUUGUUUAGUUGUCAUUGGGUUGUUCAUAGCAAAAUGCUAAAAGCACAGUUCCAAUUGAAGCAUGAGACUUAUGUUGUGCAAUAACAAAAUAAUGUAUUGAAAGGAACAAUUUGUAUAUUUUAUUUUCAUCCCAUGAAAUGUUUCCAUAUUCUCACUGGAUGUGAACCUGUGUUUGGUUUGUCUAAUAAAUGCAAACUUAUUUCUUCAUCGAAAUAAGUUUCAUUUUUACUGCUUUGAAAA
Messenger RNA from Oncorhynchus kisutch (coho salmon), 5273 nucleotides. RefSeq names its product RAB, member RAS oncogene family-like 6b (gene rabl6b). Gene Ontology annotation, cellular component: nucleus; cytosol. The coding region runs from base 682 to 3054 and encodes 790 amino acids. Gene Ontology annotation, molecular function: GTP binding. Lineage: Eukaryota; Metazoa; Chordata; Actinopteri; Salmoniformes; Salmonidae. The transcript has 17 exons. The record is from RefSeq and is a predicted model, not a curated record.